This is a messenger RNA of Postia placenta MAD-698-R-SB12, 504 nucleotides long. RefSeq lists its product as hypothetical. The transcript has 2 exons. Bases 1 to 504 code for a protein of 167 amino acids. NCBI's taxonomy places the organism in Eukaryota, Fungi, Basidiomycota, Agaricomycetes, Polyporales, Adustoporiaceae. The record is from RefSeq and is a predicted model, not a curated record.
AUGGCCUGUGCCAUCACCCAAGACGUGUUUCCUAUGAUUCAGGCCGUAUACGCAGAAGUGUAUGCGGGGUCAGAAAAUGAUUAUAGACCUGCAGCCUGUUGGAAGAAGAUUCGCACCCUCAUUGUUUCUAAAUCAGAACCCUACGGUUCAGACGUCGUCGAGCCAAUUGAGAUGACGCCUUACUUUGUGACACUUCAUCUCAUCGAUUUCGACAUCACAUCCCACUGUUCCAAGCAGCCGCGGACUCGAAAAGAGAUCCAGAUCUUGUUGAAGUGUCUAGGCUCGCCGUGCAUGGUGCAGCUGCCAGAGAGGACUACAGACGACAAAUUCAAAGCCUUCUUCAGAUACCCCUACAACUUCUUUGUGGCCUCCAUCAUGCACAGGUUCAUCGCCAACAUCUGCAAGUGGAUUCCCCACACCGUCGACGGUAUUGCAUAUCUCCUCUCCCUAGUGCUGACACACCGCAAUCUCCUGCCAGAAAUUUCUUCUAUGGUGAUCCCGUAA